Ananas comosus (pineapple) is the source of this 1558-nucleotide messenger RNA. Its product is annotated as calcium sensing receptor, chloroplastic. NCBI's taxonomy places the organism in Eukaryota, Viridiplantae, Streptophyta, Magnoliopsida, Poales, Bromeliaceae. The coding region runs from base 114 to 1328 and encodes 404 amino acids. Gene Ontology annotation, biological process: cellular response to calcium ion; de-etiolation; regulation of stomatal closure. The record is from RefSeq and is a predicted model, not a curated record. The transcript is spliced from 6 exons.
GUUCCUGGCCAUCGCAACCCCAUCCCUCCGAGGUUCUCCGCCACGCUUAUUAUAUCACGCACCGUCGAAUCGAAAUUGCUGUGUUUGUGCACGUGUGGUGAGCUUCAAAGGGAAUGGCGUUCCGAGCUGCGGCGGUGGCGAGGCCUCCUCCUCCUCCUCCUUCUCCUUCUUCUUCUUCUUCUUCUUCGACCAAGCCCAAUCCCCGGGCGCUGCGUAGGGCAUCUUCUUCUUCUCCACCUCGCUCCCACGCUUCCCCCGCGGCGCUCUCCCUCGUCGCCCUCUUCGCCACUUCCGCUUCCUACUCCGAGGCCAAGGCUCUCGCCUUCUCCAAAGAGAGCAUCGUCGAUUCCCUCACUAAGGUGGAGAGCACAAUUGACCAGGUUGAGGAUGUGGGUUCCAAAGUUGUGGACUUCACCCUGAACAUAUUUAAGGUCUUGAGUGAUACACUGAAGCCAGGGGUCGACGCCGCGCUUCCGGUCCUCAAAAGUGCUGGCGAGGAAGCGCUUAAGAUUGCUUUGCCGGUCGUUUCAGAUGCUUCUAAGCUGGCCAAGGAGGCUCUUCAGAGUGCUGGUGUUGAUCCCAGCCCUGUUUUGUCUGCUGCCAAGACAGUUGCAGAUGCUGCGAAGCAGAGCACAAAGGUCAUAGAAGGCGCAAAGCCUAUUGCCUCUGCCACUGUUGAGACAAUUGCAUCAUCGGAUCCUUCGGUGAUUGUUGUAUCAGCUGGAGCUUUAUUUCUUGCGUAUCUUCUCCUUCCGCCAAUUUGGUCAGCAGUUUCUUUCAAUCUUCGGGGUUAUAAAGGCGAUCUCAGCCCUGCUCAAUCUCUUGACCUUAUUUGUUCGCAAAACUAUCUUAUGAUCGAUAUACGGUCGGAGAAAGAUAAGAGUAAAGCUGGAGUACCUCGGCUCCCCUCUAGUGCCAAGAGCAAGAUGAUCUCUGUGCCUUUGGAGGAACUACCUAGCAAGAUAAAAGGCUUGGUGAGGAAUGUGAAGAAAGUUGAGGCAGAAAUAGUCGCAGUAAAGAUUUCGUACCUCAAGAGAGUCAACAAGGGUUCUAACAUCGUACUAAUGGACUCGUAUUCUGAUACGGCGAAAACUGUUGCGAGGGCGCUAACUGGUCUUGGCUUCAAGAACUGUUGGGUCAUGAAGGGUGGCUUCUCUGGGGGAAAUGGAUGGUUGCGAAGCGGACUAGGGACGGACUCGUACAAUUUGUCGCUCGUCGAGGUUUUGUCACCUUCAAGAGUUAUCCCAGCGGCCGCUGCGCGGUUCGGUACCACAAGCUCGACUGCUUUCCAGUCAAACAGGAAGCUUCUUCCGGGGAGUGCUGAUUAGUUUAUAUAUAUUUUUUCUACCGCAGCUCUUGUUGUAAUCAGUAAUUUGUAACUUUGAGAUAGAUUCGUCGUCAGUUUAUACAAUAUGCCGUUUCUUUGUGUCAUCAGUUGUAGUGUUGUAUGUGAAAUUAUUCAUUUCAUUUUACUCGGACCACAUAGUUGCCAUGGGUUCGCAUUCUCUUAAAAUGGAAAAGGAUAAUAUUUAGUGGCUUGUAAAAUUGAAAUUUAUUA